Megalopta genalis is the source of this 3022-nucleotide messenger RNA. RefSeq lists its product as uncharacterized. The record is from RefSeq and is a predicted model, not a curated record. Lineage: Eukaryota; Metazoa; Arthropoda; Insecta; Hymenoptera; Halictidae.
AUUAUUUGUUUUGACGCAUAACGAUUCACUUUUCGCUCGUGUGUAAAAGAAUUGUGCUACGUGCGACAGAAUGGAACAAUUACUUAGUUGCGGAUUAAAUUCUCAUUGAUUCGAGUGAAAAAUCAUUUAACAAUCCGUAAAAUGGGAAAGAUGAGGGAAUUUUUAUUUAAACACAGCCAGACCUAAGUUUAAAGGCCAGCAAUAAAUACGAAGUCAUCGACUCGUCGCAUAUCGCAUAAUUGUGCAUCGAUUUAAUAUUUGUGCACCGUUUUGCCAUUUCCUCUGCUUCACUGGACUUGGCCGCAUGCGUCCUUGCAUAGACACUUGUGUAAUCACUAAUCACUUGAUAAGAGCGUCGUCUGGCAUACAAUUCAACGAAACAUGAAAUACUACGCUUUGGUAUAGCGCGAUACGCGACAGUAAAUCAUAUCUUGUCACCAACAUUUCCUAUUUUUUGCUAAAAUUCCAGAAACGUCUAAUAGGCGCAAAAAGCACCCGGGUUUAUGACACUCUUAGGCGAAGUUUGUCGAGACGAUCUUUUUCUGUGGAGUAUUAUAUGGCCCACUUGAACGACAAUAUAGCCGCUUAUCAGUGGCCAGCGGGAUGCGUUCGAAAAACCCUGGCGGAUGGGGUGGCCCGGCCUUCGAGCCACGUUGUGUACAAACUGUUCUCAUGGCAACGGGUUCCAACAAGCGCGUUAUGAUCGGGGCUGAAUGAAAAUCCACAAGUGUAGCCAGUGAGUCUGUCGAUCCAGGCCGAGUUCACCUCCUAAAGUUGGAAGAAGCACGAUGAUGCGCUCGAGGGCUGCCGCCGCGCUGUUGAAGCUCAAGGAGAUGGACAGGAAGUAUAGCAUUAAGCGUAACGAGGUCACGAGAGGCCAGAGCAACGUCAGCACUGACACGUCCCUCGAAGCGACGCCCAGGAUGACAGCUGAUGCACCUGUCAGAACGCAGGACACCGCUGACAGCGACGAUAGCCACGGGUUCAAGGUCAUUCCGAAGUCCGAGGACCACAGCUCGAAUGAUGUUCCAAGUACUAAAAGUAUCUCCCGAAUGAAGACACCUAAGGAUACUGUGGACGAUCUAGCUCUAGAAGAUGACACAGUUAAAUCAGAUAAGAUAUCUCCGGUCAGAAGGAACUCCUUUCGAAGACCUUCUGACCUAGCAUCCUCCAUGAGGAGCAUCAGUUCCGAAUCCAAGGGCAGGGAUCAGAGCAGGUCAGCUGGGUCUGGCGAUCGUGCGGGAAGCAAGGAUGAAUCUUCGGUCGCGACGAUCUUGUCCAAGGCAUCGGAGAUUUCCGAAGUUUCAGAGGUGGUCCAAGAGUCCUUGACUGGUAGAAGAGAAGGAAAAGAGACUGAGGCUGAAGAGAAAAUUAUGGAGACCAAUAUGAAGGAGCUGAAGGAAGAGGAUAGUGAAGAGGCGAUAGAGGUAGCUAACAAGAUAAGCGAAAGAAGCGACAUAGUUUCCGAACUGAUUGAAACCCUGAAGAAGAACGACAGCGUCAUUGGAGAAGAGCGAAAGGUCCAAUACGAGAGCGACACGUUCGAACAGGUUUCCUCUUCGACAGCCUCUUCCAGCUAUGCGGAGGAUCGGUCGAAGGAGAUGCUUAGGGAGCAGUCUUAUGAAAACACAGUUAGAUCUGGGGUGAAACAGGUCAUGAUCACUGUCCACAUGCAGCCUGCGAGCGCCAGGAAGACUGUGGUUGAAGACAGCCCCGAAGAGAUCGCACCGAAGGAGAAGAAGAUCAUAGAACUGGUCCCACCGAAAAUAGUGCAGAGCACGAGCGAGUGCGAGAUCGGCCUCGACGAGGAGCUAUCGAAUUACGUCAAGACGUCGGAAAACGUGCACGAGGUAGAGCCAAUCACCCUCCUGAAAUCGUUAAAGCAAACAACUCCUCGGAAGCAUCCCCGACGAGGUAGAAAGCAGAGAAAGCCGAGCGAGAACAUCGAGGACACCCGGAAGAUCAGCGAAUCCUCCGAAGUGUCUGAUCAGGAGAGACCUAGACACAGCCAGAACAGCUCUUCAGCAACUAUAGAGGCCGCGAACCUGGAGAAGCAGAAGGAUCCUUCGCGGGUAGAUGAGAGCAGGGCCGACGAAGCAAAGGCUGAAGACGAAUACAGCACCUCUAGCGAGAAGCUUCUGAGAGAGACACCGAAAAAUUCGGACGUCACUUGGACCCUUAGAAAUUUGAACAGAGACGCGAUAGACGCUAUCGCCAGAAGAUACCGAUUCCAUAGCAGGGAGACAAAAAGCACGAAGAAGUGCGGAACCGUGGUGAAGCUGCCAACAGCUAAACACGUCGCCGAUGAGUGGAAGGACAGCAGGACUGGGUCUCUGGACAAUCUGAAGGACACGAAUGCAGACCAGAAAAGAAGAAGAACCACCUCGAAGAGAUCGUCAAAGUCCUCGAAAACCAGGAAGACGACGAAUCGAAUAAGACUGGAUGAGAAGCAGUCGAGGUUCGAUUGCAGGCAUGCGCGGAAAUUGCGGAAGCAAGCAGCCGCGCUCAGGCAGCAACAGGAACGUGAGGACAUCCGGAACUACUUGUUGGAACUGGAGCAAACCCGGUUGGAAUACGGGAUAGGGGAUCCAGCUGGAUCCGGCAAGAUAGCUGCCAUCAAGCCUCUCGAGUUCCCGAAGAUUGCAGCCUUCGAGAAACCGGAUCCAACGGAUGCAGAUUUAAAGUCCGAGGACAAGAUUCGAGGCCUGCAGGAUAGGAUGGCGUUGAUAAAACAGUGGAUGAAGGAUCAGUACACACUUUAUAGGGACUAUAGUAACAUAGCCAGGACUAUGAACGCCAAGUACGUGCCUGCAAGCCUCGAGGACGCGAAGAGGACGAUCCGCCAGCUGCAGAAGGCGACAAUUAAGACCAGGUGAUCAGACCUGUCUCCCCGAACGCUCAACAUUGUUCCUCUACAAUGAAGUGAACGGAGCUGACCCACCUUUGUGUCGUACGAAUUUUGUGAAUCCAUCGAAAAAUCUGUAUUGUCCACGAAAUAAAAAUCGUAAUCAUUUCGAAAACA